AUGAAGCAGUGUAAGAGCCGGGGGCGCGACUGCGUCUACAAACCGAGCAGAAGAGGAGGCGCUCGUGUGAGGCGGAAACCGCGGCCGGUUGAUGAACUGGCUCAGCAGAACCCGGGCUUCAAUGGCGACAUGCCCGUCGAUGAAGCCACUCCUCAAGACCCCAUAUCCCUCCAGAACUACAUCGACCCUGGAGCAGGCCUGAAGCAGCUUCAAGACUUUUUCCAGGACAGCGAUUUCAUCUUUGACACCUUGUUCAUGUCUGGCGUGCCCGGAAGCACCAGCGGCGAGAGCGCAUCGGAAGCCUCUUUCAACUUUCCCACUCCCCCAGUUCCUGUCGCCAGGACAUACAAGAGCGACCAAGCCAUUCUGGAUGCCUACUACAUCUUCAUUCACCCUUUCUUUCCGAUUCUCCCUCCGCCUAGCGGUCUGCCCAUCGACCAGGCUGUACCGCACUUCCAGAAUGACACGGAAACAUUCCAGGACGAGUACCAGCCCUCGACCCCGGUUAGCUUGGCUAUAUCCGCCAUCUUGGCUCUGAUUCCAUGCGCCAACGACACCAACCACUUAAGCAAGGAGUCUGUAGUUUUUAGACGUCGUUACGCCCAGUACCUGGCACAAUGCGCUGUCGAGAGCAUCGAAAUCGAGUCCGAAAUCCCCGACUCAUCCAUCGAGCCACCAAAGGCCCUGAACGAAUCGCCAGAUGAUUUUCCCCGGCAGCAGUUCCACCCUGGCGUGCCAUUGGAGCUGGAAAGCGUCAUCGCGUUGGACAUUCUGAGCGUCUACGAGUAUGCACAGAGAGGCAACUUGAAGAAGAUGCAAGCGAGGGCGGGCCAGGCACUGGUAUCCGCCAUGUCCCUAGGAAUCCACGCCUGCACCGAGGACGACAUUUUUGCCGAGGCUCGACGAAGAGUCUGGUGGAUGACGGAGCCGACCUUUUCAGUGUUUACGCCGAGCUACACGACCAAGUACCCGACCAUCCAAUCAGACCCUGAGGCCUUUGCCGUGUAUAUUCAGGCCCAGCAGGCUAUCCUGUCGGCAACACAAUUCGUGAUUGAAUUGAACAAGACGGUCAAGAGUGGUGGCGACAUGACGCGCAUCUACGCGAGGAUGAAGGAGAUGGAGCAAUACUUGGAGCCCCUCAACACGGUUGCAGAUUCGUGGAUACUGCAGUCCACCACGACGACGCCACUCGAUCCCACUGAGGAGAUCCUUUCCCGGUCUCUCAGCGCGCGGAUCAAGAUCCACCGCUACUGUGCCUUCUUUGACAUGCCCGUGUUUUCAGGAAAGCACUGCGACUUGAAAUCCAAGACCGACAAUGACAACGGCAUCGAGCCCAAGUCGUGGCCUUCGUGCUCCUGUAGCACAAUGAUGACCCUACCUUCGCCGCCAGUGACUAGCUCAAAUGGAACAGCCUCGCCACCAAACUCGGGAAAGAGAUCUCCUCAGUCGGACCACUCACCCAAUGGGAGCCCGCUGGCGACUUUUCCUUUCAGCAGCCACCAGUCGGCUAAGAUUUGCCUCAAAGCGGCUAUCAACAUUGCUAAUUCGUUCGACGACUUGCCAUACCCGAACCCCUUUGGCCAGCUCUGCCCUGCGCCGUGUUAUCUGGCGCCCACGUCGACUAUUGUGUGCCCUAGGACCAUGCCUUCCUUCGCUUGCUGCGCCAUGCAGUGCGCGUAUGCAUUGCUGAUGGUCAACCACAAAACAAAGGCCAUGUAUCCCGAGAAUGCCCUGACAACCCCGAUGGUGGAGAGCUUGCUUUUGCGCCUGCAGACGGGCUUGGCCUCCAUCUCCGCGACGCUUGAAAACUAUGCUACGGCCUUUGAGGCCCUCGGCGGGAUGCGCGGUGAGACAAACCCCUUGCAAUCUAUCUAUCGGGAGCCGGAUUUCGCCACGCUCGCCGUCCACGGUGGCCAAGAGCCGGAUCCCGUCAACGGUUCAAGAGCGGUCCCUCUGUAUCAGACAGCCGCCUACAACUUUUCCGAUGCUGCCGAUGGCGCCAGCAAGUUUGCAUGGAGCAAAGAUGGCUACGUCUACACGCGCAUGGGCAACCCGACCAACAGCGUCUUCGAGUCACGCAUGGCGAUGCUCGAGGGCGGCGUCGGUGCCGUCGCCGCCGCCUCGGGCCACGCCGCGCAGUUCAUGGCCCUCACGAAUUGCUGUGAGCCAGGCCAGAACUUUGUGAGCACCAGCUGGCUGUACGGCGGCACCUACAACCAGUUCCGAGUAUACAUGAAGAAGUUCCAUAUCGACGUCAAGUGGGUUGUGGGCAACGAGCCUGCCGACAUUGACGCGGCCAUCGACGAGAACACGCGGUGCGUCUACAUCGAGACGAUCAGCAACCCGAAGCACAGCGUGCCCGAUAUCAAGGCGAUUGCGGACGUCGCACACAAGCAUGGAAUCCCGCUCAUCGUCGACAACACGUUUGGCAUGGGCGGCUACCUGUGCCAGCCCAUCAGGCAGGGCGCCGACAUUGUCACGCACUCCUGCACCAAGUGGAUCGGCGGCCACGGCACGUCCAUGGGAGGCAUCGUCAUCGACGGCGGCCACUUUGACUGGAGCGCCUCGGGUAAGUUCCCAGGAUUCACGGAGCCGGCGGACGGAUACCACGGGCUGAAGUUCUGGGACACAUAUGGAUACAAGGCUCUCUCAGCCAAGGUUCGCAUGGACAGCAUGCGCGACUUGGGACCCUGCAUGAGUCCCUUCAACGCGUGGCUCUUCCUGCAAGGACUCGAGACUCUCGCCCUUCGAGGACAACGCCACGCGGAGAACACACAGAAGCUGGCCGAGUGGCUCGAGGCGCAUCCCAGCGUUAACUGGGUGCUCUACCCCGGCCUCAAGUCGCACCCCGACUACGAGUACACCAAGAAGGUCCUUACUAACGGCGCAGGCGGCGUCCUGACCUUUGGCGUCGCCGGCAACAUUGACCAAGUGCGCGCCGUCGUCGACAACCUCAAGCUGUGCUCGCACCUCGCCAACGUCGGCGACGCCAAGACGCUCAUCAUCCACCCGUGGGUGACGACGCACCAGCAGCUGCCCGACGAGGAGAAGAUCAAGGGCGGCGUGACGCCGGACCUCAUCCGCGUGUCGGUCGGCAUCGAGGGCUUCGAGGACAUUAAGAAGGACUUUGAGCAGGCAUUCGCGGCUGCCGGGCUGCCGGCGGCGGUGAAGACGGGCGGGGACCCGUUUGCGGCGGCGCUGAACCUCGUGUCGGGCGGGUUCAUGGGGAAGAGCUCGACGGGCGCGCCGAGACCCGGGACGGACGGCACGGUGCAGGUUAGUGCUUGA
Messenger RNA from Colletotrichum chrysophilum, 3288 nucleotides. RefSeq lists its product as uncharacterized. Gene Ontology annotation, molecular function: transferase activity, transferring alkyl or aryl (other than methyl) groups; pyridoxal phosphate binding. The transcript has 9 exons. The record is from RefSeq and is a predicted model, not a curated record. Gene Ontology annotation, biological process: transsulfuration. NCBI's taxonomy places the organism in Eukaryota, Fungi, Ascomycota, Sordariomycetes, Glomerellales, Glomerellaceae. The coding region runs from base 1 to 3288 and encodes 1095 amino acids.